This is a messenger RNA of Sorex fumeus (smoky shrew), 1148 nucleotides long. RefSeq names its product translocation associated membrane protein 1 like 1 (gene TRAM1L1). Gene Ontology annotation, biological process: SRP-dependent cotranslational protein targeting to membrane, translocation; protein insertion into ER membrane. The transcript has a single exon. NCBI's taxonomy places the organism in Eukaryota, Metazoa, Chordata, Mammalia, Eulipotyphla, Soricidae. The record is from RefSeq and is a predicted model, not a curated record. Gene Ontology annotation, cellular component: endoplasmic reticulum membrane. Bases 9 to 1100 code for a protein of 363 amino acids.
GCGCCGCCAUGGCGUUCCGGAAGAAGGGCACCAAGAACCCCCCGGUGCUGAGCCACGAAUUCAUCCUGCAGAACCACGCGGACCUCGUGGCCUGCGUCGGGAUGUUCUUCGUGCUGGGGCUCAUGUUCGAGGGCACGGCCGAGGUGUCCAUCGUGUUCCUCACGCUGCAGCACGGCGUGACGGUGCCCGCCGCGCAGGACCGCGCCGCCGAGGCCAGGUCCCUCUACUGCUACGGCGUCAAGGACCUGGCCACCGUCUUCUUCUACAUGCUCGUGGCCGUCAUCCUCCACGCCGCCUUCCAGGACUACGUGCUGGACCGAUUCAACCGGCGCAUGCAGUUCCCCAAGCCCAAACAGAGCCGAUUCAACGAAGCCGGGCAGUUCAGCGCCUUCUACCUGGUGUCCUGCGUGUGGGGCACGCUCGUGCUCAUCUCGGAAAACUGCCUGGCCGACCCCACCCUCAUGUGGAGGGCGCAGCCCCAUAAGAUGAUGACGUUCCAGAUGAAGUUCUUCUACAUCUCGCAGUUGGCCUACUGGUUCCAUGCGCUUCCCGAGCUCUACUUCCAGAGAACCAAGAAACAGGACCUGCCCCGCCAGCUCAUCUACAUCGGGCUUCACCUCUUCCACAUCGCCGGGGCCUAUCUGCUGUACUUGAACCAUCUGGGCCUGGUCCUUCUCAUGCUGCAUUACUUCGUGGAGUUCCUGUACCACGUGUGUGAUCUGUUUUACUUCAGCGACGAAAAGUUCCCCAAAGAGCGUUCCCUGUGGGCCAUCAUCGUGGGGCGGCUCGUGACUCUCAUCGUCUCCGUGGUCACCGCCGGCUUUCACCUGUCCGGAGAACGGAGUCGUGAUCCGGAGGCCUUCGCUGCCAACGUGAACGUGCUAGCGGCCAAAAUUGCAGUUCUCUCCUCCAGUUUCACGAUUCAAGCCUACGUCACCUGGAAUUUACUGAUGGCCCAGCUGCAGAGGUGGAUGGAAGAAGAGAACAGCCUUCAGGUCCCAGGUGUGAAGAAGAAACGGACUAAAGGCAGGUCCAAACGAGGAACGGAGAAUGGCUUGGCAGCUGGCAAUCGGUUGAGGAGAGAGAGACCUUCUCAAUGAGUUGCAAGCUCCUGGCUCUAUAUACCCAAAGAAGUCCGGUUUUUAAGA